CUGUGAACUGAUUUGAAAUAAGAGCCAGGCGGUCCUCGCUAGCCUGCACCCGACUUUUCAUAGGCUGGAAAAGGAAAGGUUGAGAAACUUGACAUUGUCUUGGGUAGAGUGAGUUUAGAAGCAGAUCAAAGAAUAAAAAGGGAGGGGGACGAAAAACGUGCUCUUUGCUGCCUGUGGAUUCCACCGAGUUGCUUUUGUCUUGUGGGCUUUUCUGCCGGCUUUGGUGUCUGCGCUUGGAAGCCUACGGGUGCGCUUCCACGCAGCUCGCUCCCUGCCGGAUGGGUCAUGGAAUUCUAAACAUGAGGCAGAUAGCUGAUCAGCUUCCUUGGAUUUUGCUGAUGACCCCGGAGAGGUUUGCCUGAAGAUGGAAACACUGGAGUCGGAGCUGACCUGCCCUAUUUGUCUGGAGCUCUUUGAGGACCCUCUUCUGCUUCCCUGCGCACAUAGCCUCUGUUUCAACUGCGCCCACCGCAUCCUGGUCUCUCACUGUGCUACCAACGAGCCUGUGGAGUCCAUCAGUGCCUUCCAGUGCCCCACCUGCCGGCAUGUCAUCACGCUCAGCCAGCGAGGUCUAGACGGGCUCAAGCGCAACGUCACCCUACAGAAUAUCAUUGAUAGGUUUCAGAAAGCAUCUGUGAGCGGGCCCAAUUCCCCUAGUGAGACCCGCAGGGAGCGGGCCUUUGACGCCAACACCAUGUCCUCUGCCGAGAAGGUUCUCUGCCAGUUCUGUGACCAGGAUCCUGCCCAGGAUGCUGUGAAGACCUGUGUCACUUGCGAAGUGUCCUACUGUGAUGAGUGCCUGAAAGCCACUCACCCGAACAAGAAGCCCUUUACAGGCCAUCGUCUGAUUGAGCCAAUCCCGGACUCGCACAUCCGGGGGCUGAUGUGCCUGGAGCACGAGGAUGAGAAGGUGAAUAUGUACUGUGUGACCGAUGACCAGUUAAUCUGUGCCUUGUGUAAACUGGUUGGGCGGCACCGCGAUCAUCAGGUGGCAGCUUUGAGUGAGCGCUAUGACAAAUUGAAGCAAAACUUGGAGAGCAAUCUUACCAAUCUUAUUAAGAGGAACACAGAACUGGAGACACUUUUGGCUAAACUCAUCCAAACCUGUCAGCAUGUUGAAGUCAAUGCAUCACGUCAAGAAGCCAAAUUGACAGAAGAAUGUGAUCUUCUCAUUGAGAUCAUUCAGCAAAGACGACAAAUUAUUGGAACGAAGAUUAAAGAAGGAAAGGUGAUGAGGCUCCGAAAACUAGCUCAGCAGAUUGCGAACUGUAAACAGUGCAUUGAAAGGUCGGCAUCACUCAUCUCCCAAGCGGAACACUCUCUGAAGGAGAAUGACCAUGCCCGUUUUCUACAGACAGCAAAGAAUAUCACUGAGAGAGUAUCCAUGGCAACUGCAUCCUCCCAGGUCCUAAUUCCCGAAAUCAACCUCAAUGACACAUUUGACACUUUUGCCUUAGAUUUUUCUCGGGAGAAGAAACUGCUAGAAUGUCUGGAUUACCUUACAGCUCCCAACCCUCCCACAAUUAGAGAAGAGCUCUGCACAGCUUCCUAUGACACCAUCACUGUCCACUGGACUUCGGAUGAUGAGUUCAGUGUGGUCUCCUAUGAACUCCAGUACACCAUAUUCACUGGACAAGCCAAUGUUGUUAGUCUGUGUAACUCAGCUGAUAGCUGGAUGAUUGUGCCCAACAUCAAGCAGAACCACUACACUGUGCAUGGCCUACAAAGUGGCACCAAAUAUAUCUUCAUGGUCAAAGCCAUCAACCAGGCAGGCAGCCGCAGCAGUGAGCCUGGGAAGUUGAAGACAAACAGUCAGCCGUUUAAACUGGAUCCCAAAUCUGCUCAUCGAAAAUUGAAGGUGUCCCAUGAUAACCUGACUGUAGAACGAGAUGAGUCAUCAUCCAAAAAGAGUCACACACCUGAACGCUUCACUAGCCAAGGGAGCUAUGGAGUGGCUGGAAACGUGUUCAUUGAUAGUGGCCGACAUUACUGGGAAGUGGUCAUAAGUGGAAGCACAUGGUAUGCCAUUGGCCUUGCAUACAAAUCAGCCCCCAAACAUGAAUGGAUUGGGAAGAAUUCUGCUUCCUGGGCCCUCUGCCGCUGCAACAAUAACUGGGUGGUUAGGCAUAACAGCAAGGAAAUCCCCAUUGAGCCAGCCCCCCACCUCCGGCGUGUAGGCAUCCUGCUGGACUACGAUAAUGGUUCCAUCGCUUUUUAUGACGCUUUGAACUCCAUCCACCUCUACACCUUUGAUGUGGCGCUUUCGCAGCCUGUGUGCCCCACCUUUACUGUGUGGAACAAGUGUUUGACAAUUAUAACGGGUCUUCCCAUCCCAGACCAUUUGGACUGUACAGAACAGCUGCCUUGAGCAUCCAACCCCAGAGCAGCUCUGAGGGAUAACAAAGGUUGAGGCCACUUUUUAGGGGAUUGAAAAACUAAGGCUUCAAGAGUGUGACUAAAUCUCCUAGCUUGUCCAGAAACCAGCUAAGAUAGGGCUCCAAAUGAGAGAUUUCUUUCCUUUUAUUGUGUUUUUUAUUAAGUACAGGCUUUAAUAAUUUCUUUGCUUUUUUGUAUUUAGAGGAAAAAUCUAUAGAUUAUUUAUAAAAGAAACAUAAUCUGGAUUACAACUCUAAGGAAUCACUUGGUUUUGUGCAUUAAGAUGCCCAUAAUCUUACCAGCCCUUUGCCAGUUUAAUUUCAUCAGUGUACGGACUUGCAAAAAUCUUUUUGUAGAUGUGUGUUUAUUCACUUUCUAUUUCAUAAUGAGGCCAUGCUAGGUCCUGCCACUUAGAGUAGCAGAAUAUGCAGCUAUCUAAAAUUAAAAAUCAUUUUGAAUCUAGUAAGGAAGUAAACAGACUUCCUUACUUUGUUUUAACUUGAGAUUUUUAACUGUGAUAUCAGAAACUUGUAUUGGAUUGAAUAGAAUGGGGUUGAAGGGAGAAGGAAAGAAUUAACUUUGAACCUCAAGCUUAGCUGUGACUGAUGGGAUGAUCUGGGGAAGAAAAGGGUUUCUUAAACCUUUAGUCAUAUAUUCAUCCACUUCUCCAGGGCUGAAACUUUUGGGCUAACACCUUGAAUGAAAUAAGAGUUAAUGCUAUUUUGGGUUUUUUGAAAUGUAGAAUUCUGUUUCAUGGUAUAAAACUAUUUUCCCUUUCUUCUUACUAGUUAUUUUAGGCCUGUGAAAUUCUUUCACUAUGUUUAAUAGAUGCCCUAUUUUGGCCUUUCACAAAUCAAUUUUUUUUUCUUUUCUUUCUGGGUCUAUGGAAAUUAGCAUGUCCUGUCACAAAACAGCAAUCCUGUGUUCAAAUGAUUUUAUUCUCUAGGACAUCAGCACAUGGCCUUGAACACUACCAUGUCCAAAUAUAAGUCAUCAAAACCUGUAUUUCUGAGUAAUGAUAUGACAAAUUACACAAAAUACUAGUCACCAGUAUACAUGCCUCUAAAGUUACAGACUUGUAGCAAGCACACUUUGAAAGAUGUAGACCUCCCCUUAUAUCCUAGUAUAGUUUAUCAUAGAGUUUUAAGAAAAAAAUCAAAUGUACUGUUCCUAUAGGGGAAUCUGCUAAUCAAAUUUCAGAUAAAAUUCUUUUCAUGCUGAUCUAAUACACUGCAAUGGUCCCUGGAUUAAGACUUUCUCAGGUGGUCUUUGACAUGGGACAUUGGCAUGAGUUCACCUGCACAAAUGGUUUCAGUGCUAAAAUAUUUAUCUGGGCCACCACAUCAGGCAGCAUUGACUGAAAAUACUGGUGGAUUGAAGAAUUUUUUGAUGAUUUUGUUUUUAAUCAAAUCAGCCAUUUCCCAGAAAUUACUCAAUACACUCUCCAUUUAAGCAUCACAUGAUCACAAUUGAUAUACUUGCCAAUCUGGUCUUUAUGGAAGAUAAAGUCAGCUUCCUGUGUCUUUUUGUCUCUUCCCUGGCAGAUGCUGUCCAUUUUCUUAAUGGAUAGAUUUUAUAUAUUUACUAUAUUAUUUAUACCCAGAUGAAUAUUUUGAUAGCAGUUUAAGACAAUGUCACAUCUUAAAAAUGGACACCUCAGUGGAAAAACUUUCAUCUUUCUCUAGGAACUUCUUAGGCCUUUUUGACAAUAUAAAAGUAUGUAUUUGCCUUCCCUGAAUAAACUGAAAAGUUGUCUCAGUCAUUUUUAUGUACAUUUUGGGUAACUGGAUAAUAGAUAUUUUAAUGCACUUUGUACACUUACAGGUUCUAAACAAAAGGAUCUAAAACUCAAUUUCUGAGUGUUUAAAAACUCAUGGUCUCCAGGUAACAAUAAAUGCUACAGUUUGCCUUAUGAUGUGAACAUAAAACAUUUCCUAGCAGGACACUAUUUCCAUGAAUAUGUUUUUCGGUAUAAAGAUGUUACUAUUCAGAUUUUCACUGCAAGCUGUUUAUGGUGUGUUUUGACUAUUUUUGUAAGGACAAGGCAGACUAUGUUAUAAUUUUGUUGUGGAAGUCUUACUCUUGGCUAACUUAAAAACAUUGUGGAUGUAGCAGUUACUAUUUCCAGGUUGUCAUAUUUACAAGAAAAUAUGUAUAUGGUGAACAGCCACAGUGUUUAAUUGUGUAAUGAUGUAGAAAAGAUUUCUGUGUGGAUUUUUUUAAGUCUAAAAAUACAUGAUGUAAACAUUUGCUGCAGUAUAACUCUGCAUUUCCUUUGAACGGACUGGGGCCACUCACAGGAAGCAUUUCCAUAGAGGGGCAAAAGAGAUGGCAGUGCCAAUUAAAUUAGUACAGUGAAACUGAUGAGAUGCCAAAAAGGCUGUAAAGUCUUGGCACCAUGUGUAUGUGAAUGACUCGGUUGCCAAGCGCCCUGAGUGCAGAAGAGCCUAAGCUUGGCAUCAUUCUCUCUCUUCACCAUGAUGAAAAUCCUAGUGCUUUUUGAACACAAAGCCAGCAUUUUCACUUUGCGCUUGACCCUGCAUGUUAUGUAGCCAGUCCUUGGAACAGGACUCCAAAGCAUGGUACUGCUCUUCCUAAUGGAUAAAGAGAACAUGGAUCCAAUGCUUGUUGAAACUUGCUUUAGAUUCAUAUUAUUCAAGUAUGAAUCUAAAUGGUGGAUUAGAUGAGGGUAGGCGUAGGGUGAAGAUUUUCUCUCCAUCUUUAAAAGAAAGUGACUUCAGAAAGUGACUGCAUAGAUAAUGGUUUCUUUGGGGGGAAAAGCAACCUGAAUAUGGAUGGACGGACUUUUUAUUAUGGUACUGAUAAAUGGACCUUGAACUUCCUGAGGAAUGAGCCAGUGCCCUCCAACUCAAGAUGGAUUUCUGUCUCAGCUCCAGGAGCACGUACAAAUGGCUGCAGAGACAUGUGCUUCCCUGUUCUGUGCAUCUGGUGUUGGAAAGCUGACAUCUUGUCUCUCUUGGUAAAACAUCCAUGGCAUGCAGAGACAAUGACACUAGCAAGAGAAAUGUUUUGAAAAUAGUGCUUCUCAUCCAGGUCUUGAUUUUGCUACCCAAGAAGACAUUUGGCCAUAUCUGGAGUAAAUUUUGGUUGUCGAAAGUUGGAGACAUGUUGCUCCUGGCAUCUGGUGGGUAGAAGUCAGGGAUGGCAUUAAACACUCUACAGUGCACAGUUAAACUCCUCACCAGAAAAUGAUAUCUGGCUCAAGGUUUAGCCGUGUCCUAGGUUGGCUAUGCUUGAAUGUUGGCCUUUUUUUCCAGGGACAAACAAACAGAAAGGCACAACCGUCAAUAUCAUCACAGGAGUGGCACCUUCAUAAUCAAAAUUAUUUACAAAAUACUUGCAGAAAAUCUGAAUUGUAGAGCAAUCUGAGACUGUGUGAAUGCAAAUUACUGAAUUAAGUGCUGUGAUCCUAUGGUCUUUGUGUAGAAAUGAGGUAUUCUCUAUGCCUCCUUGUACCAGCACAAAUUCAAUCCUGGUACUUGGGUCAACUGCCAAGCCCCUAAAUCCUAAAUCUCUUCUUGUUUUCUGUUGCUUCCUGGUUCAAAAUAAAAUCCUUUUGUGGCACCAAAA
Molecule: messenger RNA, 5967 nt
Organism: Cricetulus griseus (Chinese hamster)
Lineage: Eukaryota; Metazoa; Chordata; Mammalia; Rodentia; Cricetidae
Source: RefSeq, a predicted model, not a curated record